AAACGCAUAUAUAUUAUGGAAAAGAGCCUAUUACGAGCGGCAAAUUCGCCGGACUUUCGCAGAUCCGGCACAAAUCAGCGAGCUUCUCUCGAAAACGAUAGCGGACGCGCACGCGAGGACAUGCCUGGUGUCGACGGAACAGAUCCAGGAGUCCUUCCGGAAGCCCACCGACAUCUCCAGAAUGAUCUACUACAAGAACAUGGCGCACGAGCAGCUCUGGCUGGAGUGCGCCCAAAAGCUGACCACCGUCAUCCAGCAGAUCAUCGAAUUCGCCAAAAUGGUCCCUGGAUUCAUGAAGCUCUCGCAGGACGACCAGAUUGUUUUAUUAAAGGCCGGUUCCUUCGAGUUGGCUGUGCUACGAAUGAGCAGGUACCUCGAUCUCCAGCAAAACUGCGUCCUAUACGGCGACACCUUGCUACCACAGGAGGCGUUUUAUACGACGGAUACGGCGGAAAUGAAGCUUGUUUCCUGCGUGUUCGAGCUGGCCAGAAGCAUCGCCGAGCUGAAGCUCACCGAAACUGAGUUGGCGCUCUAUAGCGCGGCUGUUCUACUUAGCCCUGAUCGACCGGGACUGAAGUGCCUGGGAGACAUCAAUAGGCUGUCGCAGGCGGUGAUCAGGGCGUUGAGAUCGGAACUGGAUCGGAAUCACGUUACGCCGAUCAAGGGCGAUGUGACCGUGUGCGACGCGAUUCUCGCCAAGAUAUCGCAGCUACGGGAGAUCUCGCUGCUACACAUGGACGCGCUGGCGAAGUUCAAACGGUCGCAGCCGCACCUCGAGUUCCCGGCCCUCCACAAGGAACUCUUCAGUGUCGAUAGCUGAACGAACGACGCGGCGCGGAACGUCGUCCCGGCGCUGCCGAGCGGACAGGAGCGCGAGUAGCGUCCCCGGACCUUGCUCGGUCAAGAUUAUUUCCUUCGUAAUGAACGUAUUGGGCCUUAAAUAAACAUAAAAAAAAAACAUUGUUAUAUAUAAAGUAUACAUAAAAAAAGCAACAUAAAGUAUAUAUACAGAAGAAAUAUAUAUAUAAAUAUAAAGUAUAAAUAUAUACAUAUAUAUAUAUAUAUAGUGUGGAUGCGUAUGUGUAUACACGCGCGAACGAUACGUCUCGGAGAAGCAGAGGUGUAUACACAUACGCGUGUCGUUAUAAGAUUAUAUUAUAUAGACCGAGAGAAAAAAAAAUCGCGAACGCGUGCGAAGGGAGCGAGUGAGAGCGUGAGGCAAGUGCGUGUGUGUGAGCGAGAAACGACGAGUGUGAGUGCUGAUCGGAGAGAGAUAUCGGUUGUUACGAUACAUACAUAAAGUAUAUAUUGUAUUAACUAAAAAAAGAAAUAGUGGACGGUGGAGAGGGGGAGAGGAGAACAGUGAUUAACCGAGUCCCCGCCGGGACGGUCCGAGGAUGGAUCCGCGAAUAGUCGAGGACUGAUGUUUCCGCGAAAAGUGAAUCUCGGUUGGGCCGCACGUGCGAGACAUAGACAGACCGAUAUUAUCGCACCGUCGAACACGAGAGUGCGUACGACAGGCGGGCGAACCCGAAUAGCAUCGACGAAGGGCAGAGCUUAUUGCAGAGGACGAGGAACCGUGAAACCGCGCCGGAGUUUAGGUGUAAUUAGGCGCGAUAUAAUGACGACGACGUGGACGUCUCUGUUCCCAUUACAGUUUUUCUCCGCAAGCUUUCACUCGAUCAUCUCUUUCCCAUUUCUAUUUUUAUCUUGCCCCUGUUAAUUACCGCACCUGUGUACCGAUUGUUAAUGAUGUAAUUAUUAGUGAUAAAAAUAUGUGAUGAUGAUACGGGAUAGACAAAUGCUUAGGGAAUUAAGAAGUUCGAUGAAGACUGUUAAAAGUAGGAAAGAGAGAAACUUAGGGACAGAUAAAAAGAGAAAGAUAUAAAAAGUUUAAAGCCAAUUAGGGGCUGAAAAUCGAAACAAGAAAAUAACAGAAUUUGUAGAACUUAUAAAAGCAUGAUUUAUUGAUUGUCAUUAUUGUACAAUCGACAUGUACGAAUUGUGAAACAAUUGGAGCCUCUUUUCUCUGCUCGUGCAGUCUGUAAAGGACCGAUAUAUUUAUUCGCUAAAUGUUCGAACACAAAUGUUGAUUGAGUAAGGACAUACGCAGCAAAUACAGCAUCUUCUAUUUAAAGAUACGACAAAAUUACUCUUUUAAUCACGUUGUCACAUCAACGCGCGUCACAUUACCCAUUCGAUAGGAACAAUUUCUUUCAACUUAGAAUACUCGGCGAAUAAACGUACCCUUUUACGUGCAAUUAGUUAAAAACUCAAAAAACAUCGGCUGCGGUUGCGCGUUCUGUCGCCGCCGCGAGUUCGAGUAGUGAUUCGAAUAUAGUUCUGAGCUACUUUAUAGCAUAAAUACAUAUAUAAAUAAAUAAAUAUAUAUAUAAAUAUAUAAAUAAAUAAAUAAUUAUAUAUAAACACUAUAUAUAUAUAAUAUAUAUAUAUAUAUAUAUAUAUGAGAGUAUAUUUCGGCGGAACUACCGAGAUUCGACGGUCCUCGCGAUUGAUAAGAAUAAUGAGCGAUUAUAAAGAGUGAUCUCGUUCCCGGACCAACCCGGCCGGAUCUCACGGUGACACGUAACACGCUCACGAAUCCAUAUACAUACAUACAUGCAUACGUACACACAUACAUUCUUAUAUACAACAUAUACACGCAGAGACAGACAGACAGAG
Temnothorax curvispinosus is the source of this 2682-nucleotide messenger RNA. RefSeq names its product probable nuclear hormone receptor HR3. NCBI's taxonomy places the organism in Eukaryota, Metazoa, Arthropoda, Insecta, Hymenoptera, Formicidae. Gene Ontology annotation, biological process: regulation of transcription by RNA polymerase II. The transcript is spliced from 4 exons. The record is from RefSeq and is a predicted model, not a curated record. Gene Ontology annotation, cellular component: nucleus. Gene Ontology annotation, molecular function: RNA polymerase II cis-regulatory region sequence-specific DNA binding; nuclear receptor activity. The coding region runs from base 182 to 820 and encodes 212 amino acids.